Messenger RNA from Dentiscutata heterogama, 219 nucleotides. NCBI's taxonomy places the organism in Eukaryota, Fungi, Glomeromycota, Glomeromycetes, Diversisporales, Gigasporaceae. The record is from the annotation of a GenBank genome assembly.
AUGCCGGCUCCAACAAAGCAAAGAACAAAUAAAAAUGCUAACAUCGAAGCACGAGCAUAUGAAAUCUUAGAAUUUCCAGCUUCUCCAACCGAGACGACUACUCAACGACCAUUGAAGACAACAACGACGACUGCCGAUCUUCAUUUGCUGGUGGGAGAGAGUCCAUUGUCUACACCUUCUUCUCCAUCUUCUCCAACAUAUGAUUCUGAUGAAUAUUAA